AUGGCGGCAUGGUUGCCAGCAUCUUCUUGUUGCCAUCCCAUGACGGUGGUGGCGGCGGCGUUGCUUCUGACGGCAAUGGUGGCGGCACCACCAGCGGCCGUGGCCUUGCUGCACGACGACGUCGAGCCGAUGUGGGGCGCGGACCACAUCUCCUUCCACACGGGCGGCGACGGCGUCGAGACGCUCGCGCUCCGCCUCGACAGGGACCACGGCUCGGGGUUCCGCUCCAAAGGCGCCUACCGCUUCGCCCGCUACGACAUCGACCUCAAGCUCGUCGCCAACGACUCCGCCGGCACCGUCACCACAGUCUACCUGACGCCGGACCUUGUGCCGCCGGAGGACCACGACGAGAUCGACCUGGAGUUCCUGGGAAACGUCACCGGCGAGCCGUACACGCUGCACACCAACAUAUUCGUCAACGGCGUCGGCAACCGCGAGCAGCAGUUCCGGCUCUGGUUCGACCCCGCCAAGGACUUCCACACCUACUCCGUCGAUUGGAACCCCAGGCGCAUCAUAAUGUUCAUCGACGGCACGCCGAUCCGCGUGUACAAGAACGAGGCCGCGCGCGGCGUGCCGUUCCCGACGCUGCGGCACCUGCGGCUGGACGGCAGCCUGUGGAACGCCGAUGACUGGGCCACGCAGGGCGGCCGCGUCAAGACGAACUGGACGCAGGCGCCCUUCUACGCCUACUACCGGAACUUCCGCGUGACGCCGUGCGCGCCGUCGUCCCCCGGCGUGGCGUCGUGCGGCGACGAGCAGCCGGAGUCGGCGGGCUUCGACAAGCACGGGGCGGCGCUGCACAAGGCGCGGGCGGAGCACCUGCUCUACGACUACUGCGAGGAUCAAAACCGGUUCAAGAACGAAGGGCUCCCCAAGGAAUGCACCGCGCACUAG
This is a messenger RNA of Panicum hallii, 894 nucleotides long. Its product is annotated as xyloglucan endotransglucosylase/hydrolase 2-like. The coding region runs from base 1 to 894 and encodes 297 amino acids. The record is from RefSeq and is a predicted model, not a curated record. Gene Ontology annotation, molecular function: xyloglucan:xyloglucosyl transferase activity; hydrolase activity, hydrolyzing O-glycosyl compounds. Gene Ontology annotation, biological process: cell wall biogenesis; xyloglucan metabolic process. Gene Ontology annotation, cellular component: apoplast; cell wall. The transcript has 3 exons. NCBI's taxonomy places the organism in Eukaryota, Viridiplantae, Streptophyta, Magnoliopsida, Poales, Poaceae.